Messenger RNA from Pedinophyceae sp. YPF-701, 2112 nucleotides. The record is from the annotation of a GenBank genome assembly. NCBI's taxonomy places the organism in Eukaryota, Viridiplantae, Chlorophyta, Pedinophyceae.
AUGGGGUCGCCGCGCAGCUCCGCGAAGAGCUGGCUGCGGUCGCAGUUGCGGGGCGGCACGCAGCUGACGCCCAGGGCCACGCGCUCGUCGCUCGACAGCUCCGUGGAUUUCCGGCCCUCCGACGCCAGCGGGGCGUCCUUCGCCCAGCCCGACGAAGCGGAGUCGCCGAGCCUGCCCCGGGCGUCGCGGGGGAGCGGGGGGCCCAUCGCCUCCCUCCCCCACAACUUCAACGUAGCUGCGCGCGUGCGCGAGGGCGACCUCGUGCGGUUCCUCGACGCAGACGGCAACUCGCUCCGCGUGACGACGCGCGUGGGGCAGCGGCGCGAGUGGGUGCUUGAGCCGGUGCGGGCGCAGGAGCCGGGGGGGCGGGACGCGGACUCCUCGACGGUGCCCGCGAGCUGCCUGUUCGCGGUGGAGAGCUCCGCGCCCGGGGUCCUCGUGUUCCGCGCCUGCGUCGGGAACGGCAGCGUCCUGCAGGACCACGGCGACGACCGCCUGGGGCUGUCGCGCACGCGUGCGGGGGCGGUGCGCCACCCGCCGCCGGCCCCGGAGGACUGCUGGGCGCCGUGCCCCGCGCGCGGCCUCAUCUCCCUGGCCACCUCCCGCCCGCUCGACCUCCACAUCCAGGAGGUGCGCGCGCUGCCCGUGGCCAGGAAGGAGCGCCACGUGGUCGUCGAGCGGCGCGUGACGGACUCGUCGGACGUCCUGCGCGGGGAGGCACGCAGGCUGCGCGCGGAGCUCGACGGGCUGCGCGGCGCGCCCGCGGUCGCGUCGCCGGGGCCCCUCGACGACCCGCGCAAGACGUUCCAGCGCCUCAGCGUCGAGUUCGGCGCCAUUCAGCGGCCCGCGGAGCAACAGACAAAAAGCAGCAACCCGCAGCGCGCGGCCGGACCCGUCGACAAGGGCGAGGCCGGCGCGGCGCCGGUGGCGGGCGGCAAGGCGUCGGCGCGCGGGCACCUGCCGCCGUGGAGCGACUACGCGUGGGACGCCUUCCUGCGUGGCGGGGAGGAGGAGGUGCCGGAGCCCCUGCCGGUGCACAGCACGAACGUCUCGCCGCUGCGGCCCGCGGAGAAGGCUGCGCGCAGCCAGCACGCGUCGGCCGAGCGCCACGUGGCGCACGUGCAGGACGAGACGCACGAGAGGCAGGGGGGGGAGUACGUGGCGCCGAUGCCGGGGCUGGGCCGCAGCCUCUCCGACGUGCUGGACGCGCUGAUGCUGUCGCCGCCGACGUCGGACCGUGGGGACUCCGGCGAGGGGGGGCGCGGCGGCGUGGACCGCGCGCAGACCAAGCAGCUGGCGACGCGCAUCGCGGCCGAGGCGGUGACGGCGGAAAUCGUGCGGUCGGUCGCCGACGAGGACCCGUACGAGUGCCUGCCGGAGGUGGGCGACUCGAGCCUGGACGCGCACGAAGACACCCGCGGGGAGCUCGCGCAGAUCGAGGGCAGCGUCACGUGGACGGACGCCAAGCACCCGACAGAAGGCGAAGCCCCCCCCGCGCCGCGCCCGCGGUUCGACCCCCUCAUGCGUGCGCGCGCGGGCAGGCAGCGACGCCUCCGACCGGCGCCGCGCCCCAGGUCGGAGAACAAGGAGAACGCCUGUCCCGCGCCGCUCCCGACGUCGUCGCCCCCGCGGCCCGCCGUCGACCCCGCGUCGCACCUGUCGCCCACGCGGGCCGUCGCGAGCAUGGCGGGGCGCUCCCACGACGAGGCCCGCACCGCAGCGGACCUCCUCGCGGACCCGAUCCUGGCGCUGCGGUCGUCUGCGGACCAGCCUGGAGUGCGCGAGAGCCCGUUCAAGAAAAAGACCCCGAGGACGCGGCAGAGCGGGCCGCCGGCGGCGAGCAGCCCCCCGGAGGAGAUGCCGCUGCCUCUCGCGGCGCUGCCGGCGGCGGGGGCGCUGCGCAUGUCCGCGGCGGGGCGCCGCGACAUCGCCGGUGCGCUGGAGAGCGUGUGCGAGACGGCCGCGGCGGGGGCGGGGGCGACGCAGGCGGCGGCGGCUCAGACGGUAGCGGAGGCAGCGAGGAAGAAGAAGAGUUUGUUUUUGGAGAGGGAGCCGCUGCAGAACAUGCUGGCGCACGACCUGUUCACUGCUCACAUCAACCGGCAGCCGUGA